Messenger RNA from Sinocyclocheilus rhinocerous, 3214 nucleotides. Its product is annotated as double-stranded RNA-binding protein Staufen homolog 1. Gene Ontology annotation, molecular function: double-stranded RNA binding; mRNA binding. The record is from RefSeq and is a predicted model, not a curated record. Gene Ontology annotation, cellular component: neuron projection; plasma membrane; neuronal cell body. Lineage: Eukaryota; Metazoa; Chordata; Actinopteri; Cypriniformes; Cyprinidae. The transcript is spliced from 14 exons. Bases 482 to 2656 code for a protein of 724 amino acids. Gene Ontology annotation, biological process: germ cell development; intracellular mRNA localization; protein localization to synapse.
GCCACAAACCUCUGCAGAUUAUGUUUAAAUUCGACUAAUUAAAAAGUUGAAUAGUAAUUUAAUGUAGCAAUCAAUUACUAAAACCCUUUUUUCCUCGUUUUUACCCCACAAAUGACUGGCGUGAUGUCAUUUCCUGGCAGGAGCGGAAAAUAUCGGGCUAUUCUCUUUAGUGUUUGCCCUGUCUACACUCACCCUCUAUACCUCUUCCCCGUGUUUUCAUACUAAACCAGUACAGAACCCCUUUAAACGGGACGAAGCCGAACAGACACUACAGUUUAACAACGUAACUCAUGGAGUAAAUCACAACCGAAGAGAAAUAAACCGAGGUUGAGCUUUGCAGUCGUCCUGCAUUCUACAAACUCUCACUGUGUCGUUCUCUCUCUUUCACGUACAACCCUUCUUUGUGAAGUUCUCUUCCUACCUGACUGCAAAGUCUAUACCAGGUCAUUCAAACAACCCACCUUCCUACCAGCCAAUCAGAAUGUCACAGCUUCAGUUUCAGGCGCCUGGCAACCCUGCACCCAGUGCUACCCCUUUACAGCUGGCCCUGCCCCAACCCGGGUUCAGCAUUCCCUGUGCCACUGCUCCCUUACCCUCAGAGAGUGCCAGUCACCCGCUCCGAAACUCCGCUCUGCCUUCUGCCUCCGCCACACCCUUCUGCAACCCCACAGUAUCUAACAUGGCAAACCCUAAAGAGAAAACUCCUAUGUGUCUGGUAAAUGAGUUAGCCCGUUACAAUAAGAUCCAACCUGAAUACAAGCUACUCAGUGAACAAGGGCCAGCCCACUCCAAGGUAAGACUUGGCGCUUUACUGUAUACACACACACACACAAAACCAUCUCUUCCCACCUGCCUGAACUUUCUGAUGUUGUGGUGUGUUGGUCAGAUUUUCUCAGUGCGGUUAACUCUGGGGGAUCAGCACUGGGAUGCAGAGGGGACCAGUAUCAAAAAAGCCCAGCACUCAGCAGCAACAUGUGCUCUCACCCAAACUACUCUCCCCAAACCCAGUCACAGAAGUCCCCGCCACCCAGGCAAGAACCCAGAUAAUGUAACCCACACUGUGGAGCUUAAUGCACUUUGUAUGAAGUUGGGCAAGAAGCCCAUCUACAAACCUAUAGAUGCCUACCCGGGGAUGAGACCAGCAUUCAACUACAACAUCAGAGCACCAGGCCCUUAUGCACACUCCAUGCAGCAUUAUUACUACCCAUUUCCUCCUGUGGGGCCAGUACUGUAUCAAAUGGAGCUGUCUAUCGGUGGACAACAGUUCCAUGGCAAGGGCCGCACGCGUCAAGCAGCCAAACAUGACGCUGCGGCUAAAGCUAUCAAAUAUCUGCAGAAAGAGCCAAUAAUGCAGCAAAUAGCUGAGAUGAAAGAAGAGCCAGUACAAGAAAACCUUAACAGGUCAGAGAUCAGCCAAGUGUUUGAGAUUGCACUGAAGCGCAACAUGCCUGUGAAUUUUGAGGUGCUAAAAGAGACUGGGCCUCCUCACAUGAAGAGUUUUGUGGUGCGGGUAACAGUGGGCGAGUUUUCAGGGGAGGGUGAAGGCAAAAGCAAGAAGAUCGCCAAGAAACUAGCUGCCAUCGCUGUCCUGGAGGAGCUCUGCAUACUGCCUCAACUACCUGUCAUCGACAAGAUACCACUACGCAUUAAAAAGAAAAGCAAGUCCAUUAUUAAGCUGCAGACCAGUCCCGAGUACGGUCAGGGCAUGAACCCCAUCAGCAGACUGGCUCAGAUCCAGCAAGCUAAGAAAGAAAAAGAGCCUGAGUACACUUUAGUGACAGAGAGAGGACUGCCUCGACGCAGGGAGUUUGUCAUGCAGGUGUCAGUUGCAGGUAAGAAUGCAGAGGGAAUGGGACCUAGUAAAAAAGUGGCCAAGCGAAAUGCAGCCGAGAAGAUGCUGGAGCUUCUGGGCUUCAAAGUGCCUCAGCCACAGCCACCCAAACCGGCACUGAAAAUGGACGAGAAGGCACCUGCUAAGAAACCUGGAGAUGGACGUAAAGUGACCUUCUUUGAGCCAGGCUCUGUGGAGAAGGCUGGUCUUGUCAAUAAGGAGGAAGAUUUCCGAGUUCCCUUCCUCAGCCAUCAGCAGCUUCCUGCUGGCAUUUUACCCAUGGUGCCUGAAGUGGCACAGGCGGUGGGUGCCAACCAGGGACCCCAUGCCAAAGACUACUGUCGCACAGCUGCCCCCAACCCAGCCAAGACCACAGUAACGGCCAUGAUUGCCAAUGAGCUGCUGUAUGCUGGGACGUCCCCGACUGCGGAGGGUAUACUGAAGACCAACAACAGCUUGGCACACAGACCCCACGGACCCCUUACCAGACCGUCCGAACAGCUCAGCUACCUGGCCACUAUACAGGGCUUACAGGUUGAAUACAAAGACUUUCCCAAAAAUAACAAGAAUGAGUUUGUGUCUCUGAUCAACUGCUCCUCUCAGCCCCCUCUCAUCAGCCAUGGCAUCGGCAAGGAUGUGGAGUCCUGCCAUGACAUGGCUGCUCUGAACAUCCUUAAGCUCCUGUCAGAACUUGACCAGCAGUCCAAUGAGCGCACAGCUAAUGGACCAACGACCGGGUGCAACAAACAAGACCUCGAGGGCGAUGCAUUAUUAAAACCGGCUAACUCAAGCACCAUCGGAAAGACUCUGGAUGGCACAGUGUAGAAUUGACUAUUUGAUUGGUCGUUUUAUUUGCGAAACACUAGAGAAAAGUCAGAAGCAGAGUUUUGAUUGGCUGCUCAAAAAGGCCUUUGAGUAAUUCUUAAUAGAUCUUAGAUCAAAAGAAGUUAAAGUAUUUAAACCAGUUAAACAAGGUCGAGAGAUGUUGAUGUUAAAUUGUUCACAUGCAGUGAUGCAUCUUUAAACGCUAAGGCUUUGGGAAAAGUCGCCUCAUCAUAUCCAGUGAAGUGGUGGUUUUGUUUUUGUUGUUAAAUUGUAAAACGAUUAUCGUGAGGUUGGACUCGAGUAGAUUGGCUUUUCUUCGUUGCUCCAAGGAAGUCAUGUUUUCAGUGUCAUGAUUUUGUUUGUUCUCGCUUUUAUUUUUUUCGUUUAUUUUUAACGUUGUAUUAUAGGAACCCAGCCAGUUGGGUUGUUGUGUUAGCGCUGUUGUGAAGUGCAGUAUAAAACCCUAUCGAAGGAUAUGAUGAAGCUUUCAAAUACGUCUCUGCUGUGGUGGUUUUUCUCCAGUGCUUUUUUGAGUUACAAUGACGACCAUAACACUCA